AUGAUGUCAUCCAAGUCAACCAACCACUCCACAGUGUAUGAAACCACACUCAGUCCUUACCCACCAAGCAACUCGAUGGCUCCUGGGUCUCAACAGCCUCUGAGUUUCAACCACCUGGGAAACCAAGCUCCGAGUAGUCAGCCUCCCUUUAUCACUUCCCCUGGAAUCGUCACUAACAGUCAGCAGAGUCAAGGAAAUAUACAAAUGGUAAACCCAAUUAUCGGAACAAGAGCCACGAACUUUAAAGAAGAAGCAAAGACAAUUGGGGCAAUCCAGAUCAUAAUUGGAUCGAUGCACAUUGGCUUCGGAAUUAUUUUGGGUCUAAUGAACGUCACUUACAGAAAUGUUUUGGGUUUUGCUUCCCUUUCCUUUAUUAGCGGAUAUCCAUUCUGGGGCGGCCUCUCUUUCAUUAUUACUGGAGCUCUCUGCAUAUCAGCAUGCAAGCAGCUUUCCCCUUCCCUGAUAAAAAGCAGCCUGGGAAUGAAUAUUGUCAGUUCUGUCUUUGUCUUCAUUGGGUUGAUUCUGUUGCUGGUGGAUGUGAGCAUCAAUGGGCAACCUAAUCAAGACUACUGGGCGGUGCUUGCUGGGAAAGGGAUUUCAGCCAUGCUGAUCAUCUUCUCCAUCUUGGAGUUCUGCCUAACUUGUACCACAGCCUAUUAUGCCAGCCAAGCAAUCAUCAACACCAAUGGGGCUGUCCUGGUUGUUCCAAAUGUGUAUACAAACAGCCCCUUGACCACAGGCUUGCCCUCGGUUCCUCCCAGAAAUUAUGGCCACCUAGUGCUCACCCCACCUACCACCACUGGGAAAAGGUCUGGAGGAAGCUGUGAGCUCAGGUAUCUGAAGCAGAAGCUGAAACACUGGGACGUGGCGCCCGGUUCCCAGCCUGACUUCCGGGACGGGUCUGACCCCUUUGGAGAAAGAGGUACUCUCAUUUGUGCAUGGACUGUAGUCAGGCUCCUGCUCCGUAAGGAGGACGGAAGGAAAUGCAAGGCUGCUGAAACACCCCUGGGGGGCUCGGAGCUUAGGGACUGCUGGGAGACCGCACCUGGGGCCAAGCAGCCUUCGUCCAGAAAAGCAGCUGCCAAGAUUGAGAAGGCUGAGAUGCAGAUGGAAAGUGGGGGCCCCACACACGGUGCCGAGGCUCAGCAGAGGUCUGCUGUGCUAGAGGACAAUGUGAAAACUCCUUGA
Camelus dromedarius (Arabian camel) is the source of this 1188-nucleotide messenger RNA. RefSeq names its product membrane spanning 4-domains A12 (gene MS4A12). The record is from RefSeq and is a predicted model, not a curated record. The coding region runs from base 1 to 1188 and encodes 395 amino acids. Gene Ontology annotation, cellular component: membrane. The transcript has 7 exons. Lineage: Eukaryota; Metazoa; Chordata; Mammalia; Artiodactyla; Camelidae.